AUGGAGGGAUUCACUGUGCGCGUCGGCGCGGGAAGGCCUUCCGUAGAUGCCUCGCGCAAUUCGCUAAUUACGUCGCCGUUGCUUCUGGAGGAGCCGAUCCGACUGGCCUCGAUAUUGGAACACUCUCACUAUCACAGGUCGGUUCCAUGCCUGACCAAGAUCGUGGGGACGGUAGGCGGCAACUCGAAGACUGUGGAGCAACUGUCGGCUCUGCUCGAAGCGGGCAUGACAGCUGCACGAUUCGACUUCUCAGUGAGCGACCUCGAGAACCACCAGGAGACGUACGAGAACCUGCGGGCCGCCAUGAAGAAAACGCACCGCAUGUGCGCGACUGUGUACGACACGCACGGGCCCGAGAUCACCAUCGCCAACAGCAGCAACGCCACAGUGACGAUGACAGCGGGCAGCACGGUGGUUCUGUCAGGCGACAAGGACCAACCCGUCACUGCCCAGGCGCUGCCCCUCGCCUGCCCCCAACUCGCCAAGGCGGUGAAGCCAGGGGACGAGGUGUUUGUGGGGCGCUACCUCUUCACAGGCAGCGAGACCACGUCCGUGUGGCUCAAGGUGGAGGAGGUGAAGGGGGACGACAUAGUGUGCACGGUGACCAACACGGCAGAGCUGCAAGGGGACUUCUUCACUGUUCACGCUGCUCAGGUGGACACGGACAUGCCCAUUCUCUCCAAGGUGGAUGAGCGCCACCUGUCCACGUGGGGAGUGAACUGCUUGCCGCACAUCAUCUUCCUCUCCUUCACUCGCAACGCAGAGGACGUCAGAUACGCACGCAAUCACCUCGCCCAACUGGGCAAGCUCUCGCAGUCCUUCAUCUUUGCCAAGAUCGAGAGCAUUCAGGGGCUGAGGAAGAUCGAUGAGAUUCUGGCCGAGGCAGAUGGGCUCGUGCUGGGGCGUGGCGAUCUUGGAAUCGACCUGCCUGCAGAAAAGGUGUUUCUGAUGCAGAAGGUGGCGAUCUUCAAGGCCAACAUGGCGGGCAAGCCAUGUGUCAUCUCGCGAGUGGUCGACACGAUGACAGACACGCCCCGCCCCACUCGUGCCGAGGCCACUGACGUCGCCAACGCUGUGCUGGACGGUGUGGACGCCAUUAUGCUGGGAGCUGAGACCCUGAGAGGGCUGUACCCGACCGAGACGGUUUCAACUGUGCGCCUCAUCUGUUCUGAGGCAGAGAAGGCGUACAACCAGGAGCUCUAUUUCAAGAAGGCGGUGAAGGAAGCUACCGACAUGAGCGAGCUCGAAGCCAUGGCCUCAUCCGCGGUGAAAACAGCAGAGAAGGUGCACGCAGCAGCGAUUGUGGUGUUCACCUCCUCUGGAAGAAUGGCCAGGCUCGUGGCCAAGUACAAGCCAACCAUGCCCGUGCUGACGCUCGUCAUUCCACGCCUCUACGUUGAUAAGCUCAGAUGGACAGUGCAAGGCGAGGUCCCGGCUCACAUGUGUUGUCUUAUGCGAGGGCUCAUCCCCAUGAUGGCUACACCCAAGACACUGGAGCAAAGUGAUGUAUCCACUAAUGAGACGGUUCUUAAAGAGGCCAUUCUUCAGGGCCAGCGCCUCGGGGUGCUGAGGAAGCACGACAGGGUGGUGGUGGUGCAGAAACUCGGCGACUCUGUUGUGGUUCGAGUCGAAGAGGCCCUUCCUUACGUGAAGUAA
Molecule: messenger RNA, 1656 nt
Organism: Closterium sp. Naga37s-1
Lineage: Eukaryota; Viridiplantae; Streptophyta; Zygnematophyceae; Desmidiales; Closteriaceae
Source: the annotation of a GenBank genome assembly